Messenger RNA from Rhopalosiphum padi (bird cherry-oat aphid), 2868 nucleotides. RefSeq lists its product as uncharacterized. Lineage: Eukaryota; Metazoa; Arthropoda; Insecta; Hemiptera; Aphididae. The record is from RefSeq and is a predicted model, not a curated record. The transcript has 3 exons. The coding region runs from base 187 to 1191 and encodes 334 amino acids.
UGGCGGUUCGUCGUUAAAUUCGUUCAUUUCGAAUCAGCGAGCUGUCGGUGCGAUUCGUAUACGGUUUUUUUUCGUAAUAUUUACGAUAAGAGUUUAAAGAUUAUUUUGUUUAAUAAAUACUUAUUCUAUACUUUGCUAGUAAUUCUAUGAUAGUUCAGAGUAGAACAAGUGAUAUCGCAGCAAACGAUGAAAAAUAUUAUGAAUAUACCUAACACUAUGUUUUUUUCUUUACUUAUAUUCGCGUCGUUGACGGAUGCUUUCAGUUAUUAUUUAGCUGAUUUGACCAUACCAAACCCCCGCGAACAGUCAGAAUACAUUUACAAAAAGUGUUUGUCAAUGAACAAAAUUGUCUACGAAGACCGCUGUUGGGACUUAUUGACUAAAGGACCGUGCGAUGAGGGACAGUGGUUGGUAUUGGACAAAGUGGCAGACGAAGUGCAAUUGCAGGAGCCGCGUCCCUUGACAGCCAAAUGCAAGUUACGUCGGUGCAGUGAAUCAGACGUGUACUGGCCGCGUGACGGGUUUUGCCACGACGAGGAAACGGCUCGACGUGAACGGCUGUGCGCCAGCGCUAACACCGUGUUGGCCAUCGACGGGUACGGCGACGGUUUCUGCAAGUGCGUCGAUGGCGGCAAAGUCCCCUACGUACGCGUCGUCAGUUCCGGAAAUGAUGACAACGACUCGCAGCCCUGCUAUCCUGUGUACUCAAAGGGUCCUUGUCCCAGAGAUCACGUGCUAACGCCCUAUGGAGACAUGUACGGCGUCUGCGCGGUGGACGAUUGCGCGGAGGAACGCCGCCGGUGGGCCGCCGCCGAUACGUCGUCGCAACGGUCGGGCGUGAUGAUGCGACAACAACGCGGGCAGCCGACCUCGGUGGCCCGCUGGACCGACGGACAGUGUUACGAGCUGGGCACGCGGGGCCCGUGCACCGGCCACGAGCAGUUGGCCGUGGUCCGCGCCACGACGCGGCCGGAAUGCGUGAGGCUGUCGGUGGAGCUGACGGUGUUGCCCAAGACGACGGACCGUCCGGGAUGCGAGACCGACCACUGGGGAAACUGCGAGACGGGCGUGGAAGUGUCGACGACGCCGGACGGGCUGAGGGACGCGUUGCUGAAGAACGCCAAAAGGUACGGCGACCAGACGACACGCCGAGCCAACAACGUGCACGGGGUCCGCCGCAGCCGUCUGUAGUCGCGCCGCCGCCGGUGCGGGUGACCGCGUCACGCGCGUGUAUAGGCGCACUACUCGUCUGCACACUAUUGCAGUAUAAUAUAUGAACGACGAUUUUGGCGUGUUUAAGAUUUUCAGGAGUGGACGGAGAGGGAGUCGAAAAUCGACCGUCGCGGUGCGGGUCGUUGGACAAAACAUUCGUUUUAUACUGUAUAUAAUAGUGGUACGACAAAAACGAAUUUAAUUUUUAAUUUUCAACUCGACUUAUACGCACGUACAAGUAAUAAUUACAUUAUUUUGUUAUUUUUUUUCCAUAUACUUUUAUUAAUACGGCACACGGUUAAAUAUUAAUUAUAAAAUCGACUCCGCGUAGUCUUCUGUUUAUAGACGAUAUAUAAUCAUUUAAUAAUAAUAUGGUUUGCUAUCCCUUCCCGAUAGACGUAUACAAGUACAAGUAUCAUGUCGGUGUUCUGCGCACGUAAUAGUCUCACACUAUUGUACCGAAUAGGUAUAAUACAAUCACCUGCGCCCUAUAAUAAGUGUCCAUACUACGAACGGCCGUGAUUGGUGACGUUGCUAGCUGUUAGUAAAUGAUUGGAACUCGGAAGUACAAAUUAUAUAGAUUAUAACGAACCUCUAAAAAAUAAUAAACUAUAAUAUUUUAUAGUUAUAGUAUACUAUUUUAUAGUUUAUGACUUUUUUCGCUAAUAUUUUAAUUUAAAAUAUUUCGUGUUCACUUUUUUCUUCGCCUUAAUUACCGCCUAAACUAAUAGAUUUUUGGUUAAAGCUCAAUUUUUUUAAUUCGCAAUAAGUAUGUACAAAUUAUUAUAGACUAUAACUAGUUAACACCAAACGCGAUACCGUCAUGUAAACAGUUUACAAAAAUAGUAAUAUUACUAAUACAAAUAUAAUAAAAGUAAACGAACAUUGUCGUUUACCUCACAUAUAAAGUAUUAAUUAUAUACAUUAUAUAAAUCGAACAGAACGGUAUCUUUUUAUUAUUACAAGCUUAUAGAAUUAAUAACAUGACAUGUCAUACAUCAUAAUAUACGUCACACAGUUAACACUCUUACAGAUAAAAAUUCAAAAUAAUUCGCAUAUUUCUAUUAUCAGAUAAUAUUGUUACAUAUUAUGUUUUUUUUUUGUACAAUUCAUGAAAUAUAAACCAUACUCGUCUCUUUUUUGACGAUUUAUUAGCCGUGAUUUUUGUCAUGGAUAUAUGUAAAUGUUAAAUAAAACGCAUUUUAAUGUCAACGUUUGUAUGAAAAUUCAUAACUAUGUUAAUAUAUUUUCAACAAAUGUUUCUUUUUUUUAAAAAAAAAUGUACCUAAUACAUAAUAUAUGCAAUAUACGUUAUUUCAUGUACUAUAUAGCUAUCUACUCGUAAAUCUAAUUAAAUAAAAUUAAAAUUAAAUAUUGCUUUUUUUUAAUAUUAUUACAAUUCUUUAUUUUAUUAUUUUUAUAAAUGUAUCUAUUAUAAAUUCCUAUAUAUGGAUAUAUUUUAAGUUAUAACAUAAAAAGAAAAAUACUUUCAAGCAUUGGAAACAUUUUUACUUAAAUAUGGAAAAGAAAAAUAAUCUUGAUUAUUACUCUUUAGUAUAUUAUACAGAAUAUUAAAUAUUUACUAUACUAUAUUAUAUCGAACCAGAUGAUAAAAACAAUUAUUACAAUCGAAAUUAAAAAAAAAAAAUACAACAA